This is a messenger RNA of Microbotryum saponariae, 816 nucleotides long. NCBI's taxonomy places the organism in Eukaryota, Fungi, Basidiomycota, Microbotryomycetes, Microbotryales, Microbotryaceae. The record is from the annotation of a GenBank genome assembly.
AUGCGAUUGUCCCGACUUACGAUACCAUUCUUCUGCAGGGUCAACACAACUGCAAUCUUCUCCGGUGUAAAUCCUCGUGCCUUUUCCCUCGAGUCGAUCAAGAGACGUUGUACGAGCCAUUGUUGUGCUUCCUGGCUCCAGCUCGGCGCGGCAGCGAUCAAGGCGCGAAUCGCCUCGAGCACGACCCACCAUGCCGGCUCCCGCAUCCACAUCUUUCGCAUAGCCAAUUGCAUCAAGGCCAGAAUCGAUUCCCUGAACUGCUCCGGGUCGGGUUGUUGGGGAUGGAAGAGGACGCCGGACCGUACAACGGCGUGGAUUCCGAGCAACCGAGCGAAAAGCAUGCCCCGUUCUUCACGAGGGUCGGUCGAACCCGUCGGCGCAGAACUGGCGAGAAUCUGGGCCAGAAUUGUCGAUGCUUUGGGAAAGGGUAAUCGAGAGAUUAAUUCGGUCAAGGCGACGGCGAAUCCUUGUCGCGAGGCUUCGUUGGUCGAGCCGAGUCCUGCGACGAGACGCUUGAUCGCGUACGGCGUGUCGACAUCAUCGGCAUCGGCGUCGGCAUUAUCGCCACGGCUCGCUUGUGCCGGCUUGGUCGAAGUGGAAGCUCGGGGCGAGUCGAGUGGGGUCGAGACGGUCGAAGACGUCGCCGCUUGGAUUAGGGCGAGCGACGAGAGCAGCGAGACGGAGGCGUCAAUGCGAGUCGGCAGAUCAUGCGACGACAGCAGAGGGAACAGCGGUACAAUCGAUUCUCCACCCGGUCGGACCAUGGUUCCUAUUAUUGUGCUCGUGGCUAUUGGCAAGUCGAAGCUAAGCGUAUAG